AUGCCAUCACCUGACUCUACGCCAACCGAAAGUCCACCCCCUCAUUCCUCGACUGCGCCCGGGAAUCCAGCAGCGAGCAGCGGCCAGAAACGCGCCGCUCCGCCUCCCGAAGGCCCAGCGAGAAAAGUCGUAACGGUCGAACAGCCUCGCGAUCCGCGAGAUGUCGACAUCACGAAGAUACUCAAUUCCCUGCCCAAAUACUCGCCCACUCGUGCUACCCUCGAACACGCCCUAGAGGCCUUCUCCCUGGUGGCGAACGACAUGGCUCUAGCACAAACACCCUCUGGCUGGGCCACGGUCUGCACUCACCUCGCGAGUGCACCGGUGGUAGCUGCCCAGCACCUCCAACCGGGCGACGAGAUUGAAGAUACGCAGGCCGUUAAUCACGUCCGAGACGCGCUCCAGGAGGCAGCCCGCUCCCUUCAGGGCGACGUCACCAUGGAAGACGAACCCCGAGAGACCACCCCCGCCCCUCCGAACGUAGCCCCGAUCGCCGACCCCACGACUCGGGACGUACUUCUCCUGAUUCAGAAGCAGUGCUCUGCUCUGAACUCACGGCUGGCGCGUCUCGAGAAGCAAACAACACAACGCACCGCUCCCCAACGCGCGUCCGCUCCCACACCUCCCACACCGGAAAACGCGUCGCCCACCUACGCCAACGCAGUUCGCGAAGCGCCCAAGCCCAACUCCUCAUCACAAACCCAGUCCCAG
Messenger RNA from Schizophyllum commune H4-8, 711 nucleotides. RefSeq lists its product as uncharacterized. The record is from RefSeq and is a predicted model, not a curated record. NCBI's taxonomy places the organism in Eukaryota, Fungi, Basidiomycota, Agaricomycetes, Agaricales, Schizophyllaceae. The annotation marks the transcript as partial. The transcript has a single exon.